Messenger RNA from Ornithodoros turicata, 1111 nucleotides. Its product is annotated as xyloside xylosyltransferase 1-like. Bases 47 to 1024 code for a protein of 325 amino acids. Gene Ontology annotation, biological process: protein O-linked glycosylation via N-acetylgalactosamine. Gene Ontology annotation, cellular component: endoplasmic reticulum membrane. Lineage: Eukaryota; Metazoa; Arthropoda; Arachnida; Ixodida; Argasidae. The record is from RefSeq and is a predicted model, not a curated record. Gene Ontology annotation, molecular function: xylosyl alpha-1,3-xylosyltransferase activity. The transcript has 3 exons.
GCGUUACGAACUACCGAGGCCUGUAGUACACGCGACGAAGGGCACGAUGAAUACGGAUAUACACUUACCAAUAUGUCAACCGACGAUAAUCCGGAUGCAUCCUGCAGCACUUGUGUCGCCUUUUUUUUUUACUAUCAGCAUCAGUGACAAGAUGAAGAGUGGGGCGUUACUGCGUUCCACUAUAAGGAGUUCCAAAGAAGACCGUCAAUUUCUCCUGCAGAUUCCUGCUGUUCCCGUUCGUAAAGUGAGAAGAUAUCUGGUCACCGAUGCUGACAGCCAGGAAGCGGCGAUACAAGUGCUGCAGGAUGCAUCCGGAUUAUCAUCGGUCGACAUAUUGGUGGACUUCCUGCGCAUAUAUGACGUGCUGCACCCUAUGCAAGAUAUAAUGCAAUAUAUGCGGGAGUACUUCAGCCCAGAUAGAUCCGAGUACUUUUCGGAGGCCCUCUCCCUCAUCUCCCUCGGACUGCAUCGCGUUUUUCGCAGCGAGAUGCGAGUAAUAAGUUUGGGCAUUGACCUUAGCCUAAAAUCUGACAUUUCGCUGCUGCACCGCCACUUUUCGCUAUUUGGCGACGCCGCAGUUAUGGGCAUGGCCCACGAACAGCAGCCCGUGUACCGCUAUAUACUUCGAGAGUAUCGCAAACUCAAUCCAGGAACAAAGUGCGGAGAGGCGCCCGGCAAAGGCUUUCCGGGGUUCAACAGCGGAGUCGUCCUGCUUGACCUUGGUCGCAUCAGGUCGUCCACUUUCUACCAGAGUUUCCUGCGUGAACAGGCUGUGAAGAAACUGACGGCCAAGUAUUUUUCCAGCGGCCAUCUAGGUGAUCAGGGCUUUUACACGUUGCUCUAUUGCGAGCAUCCGGAGCUGUUUUACGUCCUGCCCUGUGCGUGGAACAGGCAGCUGUGUCAAUGGUGGAAAGAUAACGGUUAUGGCAGUGUACUCAAUGACUAUCAUAACUGCACGGGGGAAGUGCAUGUGUAUCAUUACAACUGUAAUUUACCCAUUCCGGGAAAACAUUUGGAAGACUAAUCUCGAUACAUGUUGAGCUGGAGGAGCUCCAUAUUCAGUUGCAGAUUGCAGGUAAUAAAUGACUGUUGUGUUGAAAGUCAAGUCUGA